AUGCCGCCCUCACUGAUGGCCAACAGGGUCUCUCUCCUGGAGCUGGCCGACCUGGCAAUUGGCACUCCAGAAGUGGGCGCGGUGAACUUUACGGCUUUGCACACACUGAUAGUGUCCAUUCUCAAGAGUCUCAACCUCCAAGAGGUACUUAUCGAUUUCCACUACCCGUCGUCGGCUGAGCCUGGCCGCGGAGCUGAGUUGACGCGCGGCUCCUUCAGCGCCCCGCAUGUGUCAACCAGCAAAGAGAGGCGCCGGAGUCUGCCUAGGCUGUCACAGACUCCGCAGGAGCUGGAAAACCAGGUGAAGGACCUGGGUACCCAGGUACAGGACCUCACCAAACAGCUUAAAACUAUGGACAACAAAAUGCAGGGCAUUGCCACACAAAUAGAUCACAUCUCCACACCCCCUGAACUGCGGCAGGAGUUCUCCAGGUCGGAAGAGGAGGUAGCCCUGGUGGCCCAACAGAUAUCCCUAACAAAGUUCUCCAAGAUCUAUGAAUCUGAGGAUAUGCUGGAGAAAACUGAGCCCACAGUCGAGAUGCCCACCCCGGCGGCACAGCUAAAGCCCUCAAGGACUCCCAGCCUGACCAAGUCCGCGGGCGUGCUCCAAGAACUCAUAGAAGAUGUGAAAAUUCUGAAGCAGGCUCCCGAGCUGCAGGAUCUCCUUCAGCGUUUUAAUGAACUGGAGAAGCUAGUUAAAGGCCGAGAAGAAUACCUGGAUCAAUUAAGUCGAAGGCUGAACCUUGUUCCGGGUGGUGAAGAAAUCACCAUGGUGACCUGGGAAGAGCUAGAACAAGUGAUUGGUGACGGCUGGAGGGCCUCCAAAGGGAGCUCAGAUUCGUCAACGACAAUAUUUGGCAAGCACAAAUUUGCCUCAAGUGACCACUUUCCAAGUGGAAUGUUUCCCAGGGCUGCCGACCAGGCCCCAGAUUCCACUGAAGGGGUCUCCAGCAGAGAUCAGAGCAGAUCUACUAUUGCAUUUCGGGAUAUGGCCCGUGAGCCAUCCCAGGUCAUAUCUAUGACAGAUCGCCAGACGCGACAGGACAGAGAUCAACGUGGUGGGGUACCCGGGUCUGAACCACUUGGCGUGGAUCAGCCUGGACUGAUAUACCCUGUGAUGCCCCUUACUACGGGUCAGCUUGGUGUAAUGCCCCCAGAAAUGCAUGGCCAGGGACCGGUACCUCCCGAUACAGAUCAGAGUGGUGUGCUCCCACCAUCAGGACCUGACAGGGAACCGGGAAAAGGAUUGGUAAUGCCUGGCGUAGAUCAGCGUGCAUUCCCUCCGUCUCUCUCAGAUCAACGUGGCUUGGUGUCACUUGGUCUGAUGCAAGUUACAGAUCAACAAGGUUUUAGACAGUCCAGCUUAUCUCGAUUUAUACAACCUGGUACGGACCAGGCCGGGGCAGAGCAGCGCCAGCAAGUACAGCCUGAGGCAGGUAGGCGGGGUUUAGUACAGCCAGGGGUUGAUCAGAGGAGUGUCCCACAACCCGGGGCAGAUCAACGCGGUUUGGGACAACCUAGCACAGAUUGGAGUGGUUUGCCUAGUGCAGAUCAGCAAGGUUUGGUACCAGCUGGAAUGGAUCAGCAGGAGCUGGGACAGCCUGGUGUGGUUCAGCACAGGCUGGUACAGCCAGGUGCCUAUGCACCUGGGUUGGUGCAAGUUGGUGCAGGUCAGGAUGGUUUGGUUCAACCUGGAAUGGAUCAGCGUGGCCUGGUACAGCCUGGUACAGACUGGAGUUCAGUGCAGCCUGGUGUAGAUCAGCCUGGCAUGGUCCCACCUGGUGCAAUUCAGCCUGGCAUGGUCCCACCUGGUGCAGUUCAGCCUGGCAUGGCCCCACCUGGUGCAGUUCAGCCUGGCAUGGCCCCACCGGGUGCAGUUCAGCCUGGCAUGGCCCCACCUGGUGCAGUUCAGCCUGGCAUGGCCCCACCGGGUGCAGUUCAGCCUGGCAUGGCCCCACCGGGUGCAGUUCAGCCUGGCAUGGCCCCACCGGGUGCAGUUCAGCCUGGCAUGGCCCCACCGGGUGCAGUUCAGCCUGGCAUGCUUCCGCCAAGUGCAGUUCAGCCUGGCAUGGUCCCACCGGGUGCAGUUCAGCCUGGCAUGGCCCCACCGGGUGCAGUUCAGCCUGGCAUGGUCCCACCUGGUACAGUUCAGCCUGGCAUGGCCCCACCGGGUGCAGUUCAGCCUGGCAUGCUCCCGCCUGGUGCAGUUCAGCCUGGCAUGCUCCCGCCUGGUGCAGUUCAGCCUGGCAUGCUCCCGCUGGGUGCAGUUCAGCCUGGCAUGCUCCCGCCUGGUACAGUUCAGCCUGGUAUGUUUCAACCAGGUAUAGGUCAGCGUGGCCUGGUCCAGCCUGGUGCUCUUCCUAGUGGUUGGGGCCAGCCUGAUGCAUACACACCUGGCUUGGUCCAACCUAGUAUAGGUCAGUAUGGUUUGGUUCAGCCAAGAGCUGAUCAAUAUGGUUUUGUGCAGCCUGGUGUAGCACAGGGUUUAGUCCAACCUAGUGACAGUCAGCGUGCUUUGAUGCAAGCCGGAGUGGGUCAAGUUGAGUGGGUACAAUCUGGCUCGGAUGAGAGUGGUUUAUCCCAACGUGGAAUGGCCCGGCAGGGCGUGGCACGAUCUGGCAUGGCCCGGCAGGGCGUGGCACAGCCUGGCACGGCACGGCAGGGUGUGGCCCGGCAUGGUGUGGCACAACCUGGCGUGGCACGGCAGGGUGUGGCCCAAGCUGGCAAGGCCCGGCAGGGUGUGGCACAACCUGGCAUGGCUCGGCAGGGUGUGGCACAACCUGGAGAGUUUGGCUUGGCACAGCCUAUAGUGGACCAGAGUGGUUUUGUGCAGCCUGGCAUGGACCAACGUGGCUUGGUACAACCUAGGAUGUACCAGUAUGGUUUUGUGGAGCCUUCUGAACUUCAGCGUAACUUCAUGCAACCCAGAGCAGUCCCGCCUAGGCUGAUGCAACCUGGCAUGGAUCAGCGUGGCCUGCUGCAGGCUGGACUAGCUCAGUCUAGGAUGGUACAGCCAGUGAUGGAUCAGCGCAGCCUGGUGCAGCCUAUCAUGGAUCAGAGUGGCUUAAUGCAGCCUGGAACUGUUCAGCCUAGUCAGAUGCAGCCGGGUAUAGGUCAGCGUGGCCUGCUGCAGUCUAUCAUGUCUCAGUAUGGCCUGAUGCAGCCGGAUGCAGUUCAGCCUGGUUUGGUGCAGCCUGGCCUGGAUCAACAUGACUCCCUGCAGCAGCUCGGGGAAGAAAAGCAGGAGUUACGGCAGGCUGGCCUGGAUCAGCGCCGCUCACCAAAACCUGGGGAAGAAAAGCCUGGCUUACUGCAGCCUGGGGUGGAUCGGCCUGACUUGUUGCAGCCUGGGGCAGAUCAGCCUGGUUUGCUACAACCUAGGGCAGCUGGGUUUGACAUGAUUCAGCCGGGGAUGGUUGAGCCUGGUGCAGGCCCUCCGGGUUUGGAACAAGUUAUCUUUGACUCGGGGACUCAAGAAUCCUGGAGCUAUCUCCAGCAACUCUCAUCAGCGAGUGAGACUCGGCAGCGAGAACGAGAGCGACAGGAGUCCCUGGAGAAACUGGCGCCAAGCUUCCCCAUGGCGGUGGAGACAUUCCGCCUGAUAGGCGAGCUCAUUUCACUUUAUAUGGAACUGAAGGAGAAGUUGAAAGGCCUGGACGAGGAACAGGUCGGCAUGACUGACUUCGAGAAAAUCCAGUACCUGAUCACAACGAUAGUCAAAAAGAGCGUGCCGCAGGACCUGCAGGAGCAGCUGAAGAGCCUCAGGACUCUGAGCAAAGAGGUGCGGCAGGACAAGGCGAAGCUGGAGAAGAUACAAAGGUUUCUGGACACCGACAUCUCUGUAGGGAAGGAAGUGAAGCCAAGCCAUCUGAGCUUGCAGCUGGGCAUCCUCAGAGUCACCGUGUCUGACAUCGAGAAGGAGCUGAUCGAGCUGAGAGAGAGCCAGGAUCGAGGCAAGGCUGCCAUGGAGAAUUCUGUCUCUGAGGCCUCUCUUUACCUGCAGGAUCAGUUGGACAAGCUCAGAACCAUCAUCGAGAGCAUGCUGAGCUCCUCCUCCACGCUGCUCUCCAUGAGCAUAACCCCGCACAAGUCCACCGCAGGCCUCGUGCCCGGCCAGAUCGACCCCGAGGCCACCUGUCCAGCCUGCAGUCUGGAUGUGAGUCACCAAGUCAGCCUGCUGGUACAGCGCUACGAGCAGCUACAGGACAUGGUCAGUGGCCUCGCUGCCUCCAGGCCCUCCAAGAAGGCCAAGCUUCAGAGCCAGGACGAGGAGCUGCUGGGCCACGUGCAGAGCGCCAUCCUGCAGGUCCAGGGCGACUGUGAGAAACUCAACAUCACUACGAGCAACCUCAUCGAGGACCAUCGGCAGAAGCAGAAAGACAUUGAUGUGCUGUAUCAGGGGAUAGAAAGGCUGGAGAAGGAAAAGGCGGACAGAGAGCACCUGGAGAUGGAGAUUGACGUGAAAGCGGACAAGAGCGCUCUGGCAUCCAAAGUGAGCCGGAUCCAAUUUGAUGCCACUACAGAGCAGCUGAACCACAUGAUGCAGGAACUAGUGGCCAAGAUGAGUGGGCAGGAGCAAGACUGGCAGAAACUUCUGGAUAAGCUCCUGGCAGAGAUGGACAGCAAGCUGGACCGCCUGGAGCUGGACCCGUUGAAGCAGAUGCUGGAGGAUCGCUGGAAAUCACUGCGGCAGCAGCUCAAGGAGCGCUCUCCACUCUACCAGGCCGAUGAGGCAGCGGCCAUGCGGAGGCAACUCUUGGCUCAUUUCCACUGCUUGUCCUGUGACCGUCCCUUGGAGACAACUGUGACUGGACAAGUCAUCUCAAUGACCCCCAUAAUCCCGAGCAUGCCAGGGCACCGUUCCAUCCGGCCUUACACUGUGUUUGAACUAGAGCAGAUCCGACAGCAGAGCAGAAACCUGAAGCUGGGCAGCAGCUUCCCUCGGGGCGAUCUGUCUCAGAUGGAGAGGAGCGUGGGGCGCCUGCGCAGCAUGCACUCCAAGAUGCUGAUGGACAUCGAGAAGGUGCAGAUCCACUUCGGAGGGUCCGUGAAGGCCAGCAGCCAGAUGAUCCGGGAGCUGCUACAUGCUCAGUGCCUCAGCCAACCAUGCUACAAACGGGGAGCAGAUACAGCAGAUUAUACCUACUCAACGGUGCCCCGUCGCUGUGGGGGCAGCCACACCCUCACCUACCCCUACCGGCGAAACCGCCCGCAGCACCUGUCUCCACUGGAGGAAAUCCAGAUUGCCAUGAAGCACGAUGAGGUUGAUAUCUUGGGCCUCGAUGGACACAUCUACAAGGGACGCAUGGAUACACGGUUGCCAGGCAUCCUAGGGAAAGACGCAAGUGGGAGGCAGGCCCAGCACGCCCGGCCCCACAUGCACAGGCAGCCAAACAUGGGCAACAUGGGCACGCCACCCUCUCGGCCGCAGAGUGCACAGAUGUUAGCGGACAGCAAUGCAGCUCCCUCAGGGCAAAAGAAAGACAGACCAGUCUCCUCUGAGGGGCGUCUCCUGCAGUCGACCAUGCCCACAGACAUGGCAAGUUUGCAGGGUGGCCAACCCGGGCUGAAUAUGCGCAUGGAUGUGCCUCCCGGGGAUGGGCUAGAAGAGCCCACCCGGGGACCACGGUCCACCACUGCUCACUAAA
Apodemus sylvaticus (European woodmouse) is the source of this 5647-nucleotide messenger RNA. It is a transcript of the gene Qrich2, whose product is annotated as glutamine rich 2. Bases 1 to 5646 code for a protein of 1881 amino acids. The transcript has 25 exons. The record is from RefSeq and is a predicted model, not a curated record. NCBI's taxonomy places the organism in Eukaryota, Metazoa, Chordata, Mammalia, Rodentia, Muridae.